AUGUCCCGCGAUUUUACGUCGAGAAAACCUAGAAUGUCUCGCGAGUAUACACCAAGAAAAUCUCGUCAUUGUAAUAAACCUAUAAGCUUUAGAGAAGAACAAUCACCACAUAACGAGGAACUUAAUUUUAAUACAAUUUGGCAUACAAUUUCACAACUGGAACAUUAUUUAAGAGAAGAUCAUAGGCAGAACUAUAAAUUACGCAUGGCUUUGGAUCGACAAACCGAAAGAGUUUUGGAUUUACAUGCUUGUUUACGAAAUGAAAAGCAAAGAAAUAAACGUUUAGUAGAUUUAAUUUUAACAGGGGACAAUUGGUCCUCAGUGGAGGUUCAGGAGGAAGAUGAAAAAGUAACAUCAAAAUUUGUAAAUGAAUCAUAUGAAACGAUAAGUCCUUUGUUAAUGCAUCAAAGAUAUGAAGAACUUUCCUGCUCUUAUAAUGUCUGCCGCAAACAGUUACUAAAACUGGAUAAGGAAUUAAAAGUUUACAAAUGUAAGAGUGAAAUUCAACAAUCAAAAUAUGAGAAUCUCUUGCAAGAAUACAAACAAGCUCAAAAACGUUUAGAGAGAAUAUACAGCCACUGCUUGCGUUUAGAAAAAUCUAAAAAUUACAAGAUACAUUAUCUGCAAGAAGCCUUAACUUAUGCUACAAAUAGUUUACUAACAGCCCAACUAAUUUUAGACAUAUUUCUUACUACACCGGACCAGAAUCUUUCGUUAUUUAGACAAGAUUUUCAGCAAAAUUUACAAUUAUUUUUAAAUUGUCUACAAUUAAGUGAAUGGAACUAUUGUAAUUGCCAGUUAAACACUAGCAGAAGUAAUUAAUAAAUUAAAGAAAACUAAA
Molecule: messenger RNA, 841 nt
Organism: Calliphora vicina (urban bluebottle blowfly)
Lineage: Eukaryota; Metazoa; Arthropoda; Insecta; Diptera; Calliphoridae
Exons: 3
Coding region: 1-822 (273 amino acids)
Source: RefSeq, a predicted model, not a curated record